AUGUCUAAGGUCCAACAAAAUUUCUCUGUCGUUUCCGAUGAUGCUGACAAACCAGGUCCGUUGCAACCAGCUUCCGUCAGAAGUUUGAGAUCCACCACCAAGAGAAAUGCUUCAUCCGAAGUCGCUGGACCGGCUCCGAAAAUUGCCGUUAAAGUAGAGAAAUGGACAAUCGAGUCAGUUUGCAAAAACGGACGCCGUUUAGAUCUCUCUUCAAAUGAGCCGAACGCUGCAUCGGUCAUCAAAACGUUGUUCAAAGAGAUACAUGGAUCUGUCCUCUCAAAGCUGAAUAUCCAUCCACUCCAUUGGGACGAAUGCGCCGACAGUGAACUAGGACCCUUUUUGAAAACGUUCAACAACAGUGUCAAAGCAUUUCGUAAAAAAAAUCCGCGUGAUGUUCUACUUUCAAAAGAAAAUUGGCGCCAAAAGGAAGCUUCCGAGUUCCGUGUAAUCUGUGACUUAGCAUGUCAACUCGCCAUUCCAAAUCCACGAGUGCUAAACACGCAUUAUGCAGGAUUCAGCAGCGGGACUUACGGUGAAACGAAUAUCGAGACGUUACAAAAAAUCCUGGACCUGCUUGGUGUCAAAGAAGACGACGUCUUCAUGGAUUUGGGAUCUGGAAUCGGGCAGCUGGUAACGUUUGCUGCUGCGUAUACCAACAUAGCACACGUGCGAGGCAUUGAACUUCAACAGGUCCCAGCUGGUUUUGCGGACGAAAACGUUCGUCAGUUCAAGAAGCUGAUGCGGCAUUUUGGGGAAAAGCCACGGCCAUUUGAGCUGAAACUCGGAGAUUUCAAUACCGAAGAAAUUGAGACUUUUUUGAAAGAGAAAGCGACCAUUAUUUUCUGCAACAAUUUAGCUUUUGAUCCAGAUCUUAUGAUUAAAUUGAGAGCGAUUUUGCAAUUCUGUAACAACGGAACAAAAAUUGUGGUGACUCAGAAAUUGGAAACGACCAAAAAGGGAAGGACACCCCGCGACUGUUUUUUCACCGCAUCUGCCGAUACAAUUUUGUUGUUCGAAACUGAUGGCUCAGAAAAAGGCAAUGUAUCCUGGACCAACAACAUAGUGCCUUACUAUUUGACUACAGUGGAUAAUUAUAAGCCGUUCCGGGAGGCUGCAACAAGAGCGAAACAAGAAGAAGCGAACCGUUUGGCAAAACUAAUGUGUAGCAAGAAGAACGGAGCAAAACACGGAGAAAAGGAGUAA
Caenorhabditis briggsae is the source of this 1203-nucleotide messenger RNA. The transcript has 6 exons. Gene Ontology annotation, biological process: DNA repair; regulation of transcription regulatory region DNA binding; DNA damage checkpoint signaling. Gene Ontology annotation, cellular component: nucleus. The coding region runs from base 1 to 1203 and encodes 400 amino acids. Lineage: Eukaryota; Metazoa; Nematoda; Chromadorea; Rhabditida; Rhabditidae. The record is from RefSeq and is a predicted model, not a curated record. Gene Ontology annotation, molecular function: histone H3K79 methyltransferase activity.